GAGAGGCGGCAGGAAAAGUUUGAACCGCUACGGCGCACGGGGACCCUACGCUUUUCUGCAGUGUGUCGUGAAUUUGAGCUCAAUUUUCAAGGAUGAAGACUGAACCGAAAGUUGUUUUUGCAGUUUAGAAGUAAAUUUAACUCUCCUUUACCUGGUUCGAAGCGUGUAUUUUACCACACGCAUGCACGGAUGGACUGGCGCGCACGAAUGAUACCUGCCCGGAUUUCACGGUUUGUUUCGGGUCGAAGGAGGAGAUGACCCCCGCAGUCUGAAAUGGGUUUGUGUCUCGGGACCGAAGUAACAGAGGAGGAGAAGAAGGCGAGGGUACAGAGCGCUAAAAUAGACCGGGACCUGUACGAGUAUGCCAAACGAGAGAUGAACGUGGUGAAGAUAUUGCUGCUAGGAGCAGCAGAGAGCGGCAAAAGCACUUUGGUUAAACAGAUGAAAAUCAUUCACAGUAAUGGCUUCACCAAACAGGAGCUCACCAGCUUUAAGCCUGCGGUCUUGGAUAACCUCCUGACAUCAAUGAAGUUUGUGCUCCAUGGGAUGGGAGUGCUACGAAUCAAUCUCGCCAACAGCAGGAACAAAGUACAUGCUCACUCCGUCCUCUCCUGCGGCCGGUGUUUCGAUGAGGACCAGGUCUUGUUCCCGUUCGUGGCUCACGCUCUGAGCUGUCUGUGGGCGGACCAGGGUGUUCGGGCGGCAGCUGCCAGGGGAUAUGAGUACGAACUCAACGACUCCGCCCUGUAUUUCUUUGACAACAUGAGCCGAAUAACCUCUCCAGAUUACGUGCCGACAGAGACAGACGUGCUGCGUGUACGACUCAGGACCACCGGAGUGAUAGAGACGCAGUUUAAGGUGGAGCACCUUAUUUUCAGGUUGUAUGACGUGGGGGGCCAGAGGAACGAGAGGAGGAAGUGGAUCAGUUGUUUUGAGGACGUCCGGGCUGUGCUUUUCGUGGUGUCUCUCAGUGGCUACGACAUGAGUCUGAUGGAGGAUCCCUCAAUGAACCGGCUGCAGGAGAGUUUGAAGUUGUUCUCUUCGAUUUGCAACAAUGUUUUCUUCCGCAGCACGUCAAUGAUUUUAUUCAUGAACAAAAUAGACCUGUUUCAAGACAAGAUUUUACACUCGGGUCGACACCUGCGCCUGUAUCUACCGCAAUUCAAAGGUGCAGAUUGUGACGUGGAUGCAGCCGCCCGGUUCAUCGCUGCCACUUUUGUCUCUCUCAAUAAAACUCCAAACAAACUCAUUUACCAUCACUUCACCACGGCAACAGACACCUCCAACAUACAGGUGGUGUUUCAGGUUGUCAUGGACACCAUCAUCAAGGAAAACCUGGAAGCAGUAUCCCUGUUAUAACUCUGGUGACAAAAGGACAGCCAAAAACUUUCUAAGUGCGACAUCCGCCAGUCCUGUACUGAUUAUGCUGCUUGAACUUUAAAGACAUGAGAAAAACAAUGAAAACCACAACUAAACUACACAUGGAUUCAUGAAAAUGACUAUAAAAUGUGUGAUUUUAGUAGUUGUUUCUUAUAUUAAUUAGCUUCUAAAAUUGACCAAGAAACAAGAACUGGCACACAAUGGCAUACUUUACAAUGUGGCUGAUGAAAACUGGACAGGGCAUUUAGCCAUAUAUUGUACAGCAUGGACUUGUAUGAGACUGCAUGACCAUAUUUAGAUUGAGCAAUGAUUUCUUUUUUAAAAUAGUGUCCUACAGUAACACUGGCUCUACAAAUGUGUAUUAAUAAUUUCAUUCUCUCCAAAGAAUUAUUGCAUCUCACUUUUGGAGUUGAACUGCAAGAAUAAUUUUAUACUUUUUUAAAAUCACAUUUUAAUGACCUGUAAACCUGUGACUCAAUGUGCACAUUAUUAUUCAGGGCAUAUGUUCGUCCUUGUCCUCCCCGCUAUGUGUGGGCAGCACUCAGAGGAAGUCCGGAUUUACGGUGUGUCCCACUUCUCCGUGUGGCGCCCGGUCAUGCAUACGACGCCGCAGCGUUUUCCUCUCAUCUGUCACUGUGUCACCCUGAGCUCCUGCGUCACCUCCUCCUAAUGAACCGAUCAUCGCCAUAAAAGCACCACGCUCAUGUUUACUCUCACUUCACCCGCAAACACCCUCCAAAUGUGGGAGGGACAGUUGCUGUGGUUGAAGAUGUGAAGGCUUCAUAAUGGGACUUUAGAAGAUCCAAGAUGCAAAUGAGGAACCAGCCUUUUUGGAGUUAAGACCCUCUGAUUUUGUUUACAAUAAACAUGCCACAUUUCUGAGUGAUAAAUAAACUAAUAUGAAAAUAUGAGAAGGGACAUAUUAGUGUAGUGUUAAUUCAAUAUUAUGUCACUUUUCAGACAAUUCUCAUAAAUAAACAAAGGACAAGAUUUGAGUGUUUGUUCGUUUUAAUAAAUAAAAUAAAUAAACAUAAACUGCUCUGCAGUAAACCUUUUGGACAUUUAAUUGACAGUGACAGAACAAGUACAUGUCAGACAAACAAAAUAAAGUCUUCUGAGAC
Boleophthalmus pectinirostris (great blue-spotted mudskipper) is the source of this 2501-nucleotide messenger RNA. It is a transcript of the gene gnav1, whose product is annotated as guanine nucleotide binding protein (G protein) alpha v1. The transcript has 9 exons. The record is from RefSeq and is a predicted model, not a curated record. Gene Ontology annotation, biological process: Rho protein signal transduction; adenylate cyclase-modulating G protein-coupled receptor signaling pathway. Gene Ontology annotation, cellular component: heterotrimeric G-protein complex. Bases 274 to 1359 code for a protein of 361 amino acids. Gene Ontology annotation, molecular function: G-protein beta/gamma-subunit complex binding; GTPase activity; G protein-coupled receptor binding. NCBI's taxonomy places the organism in Eukaryota, Metazoa, Chordata, Actinopteri, Gobiiformes, Gobiidae.